Messenger RNA from Sugiyamaella lignohabitans, 2238 nucleotides. RefSeq names its product CCR4-NOT core exoribonuclease subunit CCR4 (gene CCR4). Gene Ontology annotation, cellular component: CCR4-NOT complex; nucleus; cytoplasm. The transcript has a single exon. NCBI's taxonomy places the organism in Eukaryota, Fungi, Ascomycota, Dipodascomycetes, Dipodascales, Trichomonascaceae. The coding region runs from base 1 to 2238 and encodes 745 amino acids. The record is from RefSeq and is a predicted model, not a curated record. Gene Ontology annotation, biological process: nuclear-transcribed mRNA poly(A) tail shortening. Gene Ontology annotation, molecular function: protein binding; poly(A)-specific ribonuclease activity.
AUGCAGCAGUAUCAGAUGACUGGUGGUAAAGAUGGCGGCGGGGGCGCGGGUGCUGGAGCCGGGGCCGUCAAUGGAGGCGCUAUUGGUGGCGCCAUUGGCAGCGCGCUCGGGCUAGGAAAUCCGUCUAAUAGCGGAAGUGCGAAUAAUGGUUCGGCCGCUGCUAGUGAAUGGAUGAGCUCGACUCACUGGCAACAGCAGAUGCAAAUGGCUCAGCUGUCGAGGCAGACUGCCAAUUCUCCUCACAGCUAUGCGAGGAGUGCGGCAGUCGCUUCGAGGACUGCCAGUGGCCAGAACCCCAUUCCGCUGACCGUCACUGAAUUGGCGGUUCAGCUCGUUCAACAGAACCAGAAUCAAACUCAGGCCGCUAAAAAUGCCGCCGCUGGUGGCAAUGCCGUGGUAGGAAGACCUGCUGGUGGCAUGUUGAACCCCCAUCAACGCAAAGAACAGCUUGAAGAAGAACGACAACGACGAAUUAAUGAAGAUAUCAAUAAACAGUUUUGGACCGCCAUCGAUUUGAGUGGCCAGGGUCUCACUAAUAUGACCCCUAAACUGUUCAAUUACAACUUUUUACAGAAAUUGUACUUGAAUCACAAUAAGCUUACAAGUCUGCCAGCGUCUGUCACCAAACUUGGCCAGCUCAAGGUACUUGAUCUGUCUGAUAACUUGUUGACUGAUUUGCCAGCUGAAAUUGGCUUGAUGUAUACUCUAAGGUACUUAUUUUUGUUUGAUAACAAACUCCAGGAACUGCCUUAUGCUCUUGGUACUUUGUUUCAAUUAGAAGUUCUUGGUUUAGAUGGUAAUCCUCUUAGUGACCAUACAAGAGAAAUAAUGGCUAAAGAAGGUACUCGUGGUGUAAUUAUCGAUUUACGAGAACGUGCUCCUGUCACUAUCGAGUCUCCUCCUAGAGAAUGGCUAUUAUUCGAAGAAGAUAAAAACAACUCAAAGCCACGAAAGGAUGAACGAACCCCCCAACAACUACAACAAUCUCGUGAUAACAAGGACAAAUCCAAUUCUAAAGAUGAUAAGAAAGAUGGAUCGAGUUCGGCUAAUGAGUCUGAUAGUUCCAGUGUUGCUGGUACUUCUGCCUCUUCGGUGACCACCACUACUAACACCAGUGCUAAUUCGGCAGUUUCGAAUGGUCCACCUAGCCAAUCCGACUUCUCCAUCAUGUCAUACAACACUCUUUGCGACAGAAUGGCCACCCCACAAUUAUAUGCCUAUACACCAUCAUGGGCCCUUGGCUGGAACUAUCGUAAAGAAAGACUUUUGGAGGAGAUCGUCAGCAUUGGUACCGACAUCAUCUGUCUUCAAGAAGUAGAUAAAAUCAGUUACGACGAUUUAUGGGUUCCCAAACUUAGCAAACUCGGUUAUACCGCACUACACUGGCCAAAAGGACGUGCCCGUACAAUGCCUGAAUCCGAAGCCAAGAAAGUCGAUGGCUGUGCCAUGUUUUAUAAACACGAAAAAAUCAAGCUCAUUGAACGCCACAAUAUCGACUACAACCUAUUAGCAUUGCGUAAAGACGACUUUAAAAAGACUGCCGAUAUUUAUAACCGUGUCAUGAACAAAGAUAACAUUGCCAUGAUCAAUGUGUUUGAACAAGUUCAAACCGGCCGUCUUAUGAUUGUCGCCAAUACACAUUUGCACUGGGAUCCCGCCUUUAAAGAUGUCAAACUAGUACAAGUGGCCCUGUUACUUGAAGAAUUAGAAAAGGUCGUUGACAAGUAUACCAGCAAUUCGACUCCCGAAGGCGCCAAGUACCCUAAGCUAACUGAUGGCAAGAAUAUUCCCCUCGUAGUGUGCGGUGAUUAUAACUCGACCACCGACUCGGCUGUAUAUCAACUGUUUGCCCAAGGUAAAAUCGAGGGCACUCAUGAAGACCUCGAAGGACGUGUGUACGGUAAAAUUACCGACGAAGGUACCACUCAUAAACUGGGCCUGAAAUCAGCAUAUAGUGAAAUCGGCGAACUGCCCUUCACUAACUACACCCCGAACUUUGUCGAAGUCAUUGACUAUAUCUGGUACUCGACUAAUUCACUCUCUGUAGGAGGCCUUUUGGGACAAAUCGACCCUGAAUACACCAAGCAUUUUGUAGCCUUCCCCAACCCACACCACCCAUCCGAUCACAUUCCACUUGCUGCCCAGUUCAACUUCAAAAAAGUCAAGGAUGCGCCUCCUAAGCACACCUCGACCCCCAACUUUGGAAACACCAGCUACGGCUCCUCUCGUAAGACCUGA